Platichthys flesus (European flounder) is the source of this 1787-nucleotide messenger RNA. Its product is annotated as 2-oxoglutarate receptor 1-like. Gene Ontology annotation, biological process: G protein-coupled receptor signaling pathway. The transcript has 2 exons. Gene Ontology annotation, molecular function: G protein-coupled receptor activity. The record is from RefSeq and is a predicted model, not a curated record. Gene Ontology annotation, cellular component: plasma membrane. Bases 177 to 1178 code for a protein of 333 amino acids. Lineage: Eukaryota; Metazoa; Chordata; Actinopteri; Pleuronectiformes; Pleuronectidae.
UCGGAGCUUAAGCAGAGAGACAACGAUGGGCUUUCAAAGUGAAAUAAGCUGGAGUUCCCCCCUGGGUGUGGAAACUGGCUGAGUGGGAGGAGGAGUGACCGGAGGAAGGAUCUGGACAGGAGACCCUGGGACGCAGCAGGUUUGGACUGAAGACGCUGACGCUCACAGGCUCCAGAAUGGCGACCAUCACCGACAAUGGAAACCACCAGAACUGCACGUUUGUGGACAAACAGUUGAAACGUUAUUUCCUGCCCGUCACCUACUCCCUCAUCUUCAUCGUGGGCCUGGUGGGAAACGUGACCUCCAUCGGCGUCUACCUGACAAAGCUGCGUCCCUGGAAGAGCAGCAGCAUCAUCAUGGUCAACCUGGCGCUGACCGACCUCCUGUACGUCCUCAGCAUGCCCUUCCUGGUCUACUACUAUAGCUGGGAAUCGUGGACGCUCGGCGAAUUCAUGUGCCGCCUUGUGCGCUUCGGGUUUCACUUCAACUUGUACGGCAGCAUCCUCUUCCUCACGUGUCACGCAGUUUUCCGCUUCGUGGUGGUGACCAGGCCUUUGAAGGCCGCGCAGGUGCAGCAGCCGUGUUGGGGAAUCGUUGCAUGUUCGUUUGUUUGGAUCAUCACCGCCGCUGAGAUAGCUCCCAUGUUGAAUAUAAUAAAGGUGGAUGAACUCGACAACAAGACGUACUGUAUGGACUUCGCGAGCGCCAUAGGUAAGUCUUCUGAAUUGCACUGGUAUAGCUGGCUGCUCACCACGCUCGGAUUUCUACUCCCCCUAGUGGUGGUGUUCAUCUGCUACAUCGGUAUCGUGAUGAAGCUUGCAGAAGGGCCCGGCGCGAGCACUUCCAGUCGGAUGCGAGCGAGACGUGUGACCGUGCUGAUCCUGGUGGUUUUCGUUGUGUGUUUCCUGCCGUACCACAUCUUGCGUGUGUUGCGAAUAGAAAGUCAACAUAAGACACUGUGCAUUUAUGAGAAGGUCAUCCACGCCGCGUACAUCAUCUCCAGGCCUCUGGCUGGACUCAACACGUGUUUUAACCUGGCUCUGUACACUCUGUCAGGGGACAAGUUCAAGGGAGCUUUCCUCAGCACGUUCCACUGGACGGGUUGGCAGACCAAGGCCCGGUCGCUGCUGCACAAGGCCUUCAUCAGCAGAGCAGGCACUGACACGGCUGCUGUGUGAGGAGCACCAACUGGCCAACACCUGCUGUCACACAGGAGGCUCUGCAGACUUUCUCCAACUUUCUUCUUUGUUGAAUCACAGAUUGUGAAUAAACUGACCUAUCAGUGUCGGGUAGAAAGUGAGUGUCAACCCCUACGUGUAAAUAUAUACAAAGGUAAAAGUUUAUAUGUUAGAAUAGACUCUGUGUAUAACUGUCAGAGUGAUUUACCUGAUUGUGAUAUAUAAUACAAUGUCAUACAAUAAUGUUUUGUUUCCUAUCCUAAUCCAUAACGUGAAGUUGUGCACGUUUCGAUGACUAAACUUUUAGUGAUCCCUCUUGACGUAUAAUGUGUGUAUGUUCUUUGCAUAUCCUAGUUUAUACUUUUAUUGUGUAUGUGAAUAAAGUGAUAACAGAGCUAUAACCUGGACCAAGCUGCGUAAAUAUAGAAACAACUGUUUUAUUCUUGAGACGCGAUGCAAACUUAUGGAAAUCCUCAUUGACUCCAAACCAUAGAUACAUGUGUCUCACCUGUCGUGUGGAACAAUGAGCAGAUUCAGCACAUUUACAAUUCACACUGACAUUCAAACAGCUGUAAACAAAUAAACUAAUAAAAACAAUACAAUACACAA